Molecule: messenger RNA, 1485 nt
Organism: Python bivittatus (Burmese python)
Lineage: Eukaryota; Metazoa; Chordata; Lepidosauria; Squamata; Pythonidae
Source: RefSeq, a predicted model, not a curated record
GCCAGUGGGAGAGGCCUUGCGUCAGACACCUGGCAAACGUACACACGUAAAGAGCAGCGCAGUUUGUUCCCCAGCUAUAGAAAGCCACAUGGAUCAAUUGGGGGAGGAAGACCCAGACCCAUCACUGAGUCCACCUCUGAGCCAAGAGACCUUUGAGGAGAUCUGGGCUUUGAAAAUGAUCAGCCCUUUCAUGAAUACGGAGCAGCUGAUGGCCUCCACCCAGCCCAUCGCCUUCCCCGAGGAGGGGGCCAGCGCCAUGGAGCAGAACACCUACCCGCUGCUGGAUCCCCACGUCUCCACCACCCCGCUGGCCCCUCUGGCAGAAGGUUACCUGAACGGAGGAGACUUUGUCAUCCCUCCCGCGAACCACUACUUGGCGAACCCCGGGGUCAUGCUCCAGCUGGCCGAAGAUUAUCCUCCGGGGGACAGCGGCGUCUUCCCUCCCACCGAAGAUUAUCCUGGGUGCUAUGGCUUUAAUUUGGAGUUUGAGCAAUCGGGGACCGCCAAGUCUGUCACCUACACUUACUCCCCGGUUCUGAACAAGCUUUUCUGCCAAAUGGGCAAAACUUGCAAAGUGCUCGUAAAGGUGAGGGAGGCACCGCCGCCAGGCUCCGUGGUCCGCGCCAUGGCAGUCUACAAGAGCUCUGAGCACAUGGCCGAGGUGGUGAAGCGCUGCCCCCAUCACGAACGGCGCCCGGAGUGCAAUGACGGCCUGACCCCCGCUGAUCAUCUCAUCCGAGUCGAAGGCAACCCCCAGGCCCAGUACUGCAUGGGCAGGAACAAGCGGCACAGUGUCUCGGUUCCUUACCAGAAGCCUCAGGUGGGGACGGCUUGCACCAUCAUCCUGUAUAACUACAUGUGCAACAGUUCCUGCAUGGGGGGCAUGCACCGGCGCCCCAUCCUGACCAUCCUGACUUUGGAGUCUGCAGAGGGAGAGGUCCUGGGACGCCGAUGCUUCGAAGUCCGGGUCUGCGCCUGCCCAGGCCGAGAUCGACGGUCUGAGGAACGCAGCUUCCAGCAGAAAGCUCCUUCCCAAGGCAGCCUUCCUUGCACCACUAGCAGUGGGUCGGCGGCCGUCGCACUGGAGGAAGACGCACCCGAACAGGAGUUGGAGGAAGAGCCUGAACCCGAAGUUUACACCCUCCAAAUCCACAAUCGCAAGCACUACGUGAUGCUGAAGAAGCUCCUGGAAGCCCUUGAAUUCCAAGAAACGAGCCAGAGGGAGGACUUGGAGAGCUGCACGUGCGGGAAGAGCCUCCUGAAGAGCAGGAAACGCCCGAAGUUUGCUUCGCCCCGUCGAAAGAAAGUCCAAGUGAAGGAUGAGUCGCAGGACUCCGACUAGUUCUCUCACACGCGCGUGUCCUGCCCCCCACACCCACACCCACACCCCGUCUGCUUUGACUGUCCUGUUCCUUCCCCGGCUCCCUUCUCCGGUUUUAACUUUCAGGGAUGCUCCAUUUCCCAACCCAGCCUCUUCCCGAGCUG